GAGAGCGGCCGGGCAGGAGGGGCCGCCGGGACAGAUGCGCCCGGGAGAGAGCCCGGAAGCAGGGCCUGGAGGGGAGGAGGGGAGGAGGGGAGGGAGGGGCGGCCGGGCAGGAGGGGCCGCAGGGACAGAUGCUCGGAGCCGGGAGAGGGCGGACGCGGCGGGAGAAGCCGCAGGUGCAGGCAGGGCGAGGGGGAAGCCGGGCCCAGCGGGCAUCCUCCUCGCCCAAGUCCCGAAUCCAUGGCCAGCACAUCAGCCCAGCCCCCCACCCCCUCCUCCAGCCUCCAAGUCCCCAGACUUUAGCGAGUCAUGGCCUUCCACAAGCCUCUCAUCCCCCUCUCAACACUCUGCAGAGCAGACAGAGAAAUCAGGGGACUCUGUGCUCGCCAAGUACAUGGCCCGGUUUCGGCAGGCCCAGCCCACCAGCCGCCAGGAGCGGCAGUCAGCGGGCCCCGGCGCCGCCAGCUUCUGGUGGCUGCAGCCCCCCGACCCCUCGGCAGAUGAGGACGACGGAGGCGGCGGCCUCAGCCCGGGCCGGACCUCACCCCCGGGGAGGGGAUCCUCCUGGACGGAAACGUGCGCAUCAGGGCCUCGCCAGGGCCCCAUUUCUCCACUGGAAGCCUCCGACACCCCAACGUUGGACCUCGAGACCCUGAGUCUCCAGGACAGGGCGGCCCAGCUUCUCCUCCGGAGUGAGAUUUCUUCUAGCAACAAUGGCAGCCAUGAUGAAGACACCUCCAUUCCAGUCAGCUCUGAGGGCCUCCCCUCCUCCCCGCCACCUUUCACCUCUGACCCUGGACCAGGCCCCCACCUCAGGAAACCAUCCUCAUUGACACGGACCCGAAUCUCUCUGCCAUCUGUGAGCCACCCUAAGGAUGACAUCCUCUUCCAGUGGCGUCUCCGGAGGAAGAUGGAAGUGGCCCGGGAGGAGUGCGCACAUGGGCUCCAGGCACAGUCCUGGCUCCCCAGCAGGGCCCUGGUCACCCAGACUAGGAGCCACGAUCCACCUAAGACUCGCCAGAUGUAUGUCCCAGGACCUGUUGUUGCCAACCAGCUGACCUCUCUGGCCCCUCUCAGCAACUCCCAACAGAGCCCCCCAGUCCCCCUCUGUGACCCUCAGCAGAGCCUCCCUGUCCCCCUCUGUGACCCUCAGCAGAGCCCCCCUGUCCUCCUCUGUGGGUCCCAGCAAAGCCCCCCUGUCCCUCUCUAUGGGUCCCAGCAGAAUCCCCCAGUCCCCUUCUGUGUAUCCAACCAGAGCCCCCCUGUCUCUCUCUGUCAGUCCCAGCAAAGCCCCCCAGUCCCUCUCUGUGGGUCCCAGCAAAGCCCCCGUGUUUCUCUCUGUGGGUCCCAGCAGAGCCCAGUCCCCCUCUCUGGGUCCCAGCAGAGCCCAGUCCUUCUCUUUGGGCCCCAUCAGAGCCCCUCAGUCCCCCUCUCUGGGUCCCAGCCGAGCCCCUCAGUCUCCCUCUCUGGCUCCCAGGAGAGCCCCUCAGUCCCUCUCUGUAGGUCCCAGCAAAGCCCCCCUGUCUCUCUCUGUGGGUCCCGGCAGAGCCCCCCAGUCCCCCGCUGUGGGUCCCAGCAGAGUCUCCUGGUCCCCUUCUGUGUAUCCAACCAGAGCACCCCUGUCUCUCACUGUGUGUCCCAGCAGAGCCCCCCAUUCCCCCCCUGUGGGUCCCAGCAGAGCCUUCCUGUUGUCUGUCCACAUGAGUUAAACCCCUCGGUUUCUCUUAAUCCCCAGCCAAACUCACCAAUCCCCCUUCAUCUUCCUCCAGCCUCCCCGAUUCCUCCCCACCUGAGCUCUGUGCUGCCUCUUUGUACCCCUCAGCCAAGCCCCCAGCCCUCAGGGCCAGAUCCCCUCUCCCUCUGUCGGAGCCCUUUCUUUCUCCACUCCACGCCAGAAACGGGUUGCACAAGAUGCCGGUCUGGGGCCAUUCUCCCAAGUUCUAGGGGCCCCUCUGAGGCUAAGAGGCGUGACCACAAGCCCAGAAAGGCUCGGGGUCCCAGGCCUGAGCCAAAGCCUGGGCCACUACUGAGGGGGGCCCUCAAGCAGGUGGUGGCUGCUCGCCUCUUCUCGAGACCCUCAGAAGACUCCCCCUCCCCCUGUGAUGGGCCCCCCUCUCCUGCUGAGACCUCGCCCCCCAGGGAGCUGCUGGCUCUGGCUUCCGGGUUGCUGGAAGCUGCUGAAGACUCAGAUGGGACAGAAUUUGAAGAGGAUGCCCUGCUGCGGGUGCUCCGGGCCAGGCGUUCAGAGCUCCGGUCGUGCUUGAGGGAGGUUGACAAGCGCUUGUCCAAGGUCAUGGACCCGGAGAACCUGGGGCCCGGCUCCCCCACAGAGACCUCCAGCAGACGCAGGAUUAAGGAAUAAAUGCUCUAUGAAUUGUG
Sarcophilus harrisii (Tasmanian devil) is the source of this 2376-nucleotide messenger RNA. It is a transcript of the gene PROSER3, whose product is annotated as proline and serine rich 3. The record is from RefSeq and is a predicted model, not a curated record. NCBI's taxonomy places the organism in Eukaryota, Metazoa, Chordata, Mammalia, Dasyuromorphia, Dasyuridae. The coding region runs from base 35 to 2359 and encodes 774 amino acids. The transcript has 10 exons.